Podarcis lilfordi (Lilford's wall lizard) is the source of this 12692-nucleotide messenger RNA. Lineage: Eukaryota; Metazoa; Chordata; Lepidosauria; Squamata; Lacertidae. The record is from the annotation of a GenBank genome assembly.
CGUGGCCAACGGGUAUUUUGAUUGCUAUUCGGCGAGGAGAAGGAGAGGGCGGGACUACUGAUAUCGGCGGGGUGGGGUGGGGGGAUUUGGAGCCAUGACGGUUGGCUGAACCCAACUCAAAGGUGUUUCCGGUUUUUCCUCUACGGCCAGCUUCCGGUUUAGCUUUCCCUCAGGAGGCGGUUGCGGCAGAGGAGCUGACAAGGCGAGAGCCCCGCGACGAAGAGCAGGCGGAGCGUGUGGGCGCUUCUCGGCGACGGGGGUCGGCGGCGCUGAGGGGCGGCAAUGGAGAAACUCCGGCGGGUGUUGAGCGGGCAGGACGACGAGGAGCAGGGGCUGACGUCGCAGGUACGGGGAAGGGCUUCGCCUCCCUUCUGGCCGGGCUCCUGCGCCGUUUCCUCGGGACGAGCGCCAAGACUCGUGAUGCGCCGGGUCUGCGCCCAUUUACUCGGGAGCAGGCGCUGGCACCGGAGGGAAGGCGGGUCGCGCCUCCCCCCGCUGCCCUCGCGGCCACUCGCUCUUCCUUCUGUCCCCCAGCCGAGGGAGGCGACAUCUUUCGCUUUCCUUCGGCCUUAUUAAGGGAACGGAAACUAGUGGCGAGAAGUUGUUUAUUAUCGGAGGACGGCGGGGGAGGAAUCCUGAAAGCAUCUAUAAAAGGGGCAAAGAAGAGGGGAUUAGUGAAACCUCUGGCGGGCCUCCGUUGUUGUUGUUUAGUCAUUUAGUCGUGUCCGACUCUUCGUGACCCCAUGGACCAGAGCACGCCAGGCACUUCUGUCUUCCACUGCCUCCUGCAGUUUGGUCAAACUCAUGUUUGUAGCUUCGAGAACACUGUCCAACCAUCUCGUCUUCUGUCGUCCCCUUCUCCUUGUGCCCUCCAUCUUUCCCAACAUCAGGGUCUUUUCCAGGGAGUCUUCUCUUCUCAUGAGGUGGCCAAAGUACUGGAGCCUCAGCUUCACGAUCUGUCCUUCCAGUGAGCACUCAGGGCUGAUUUCCUUAAGAAUGGAUAUGUUUGAUCUUCUUGCAGUCCAUGGGACUCUCAAGAGUCUCCUCCAGCACCAUAAUUCAAAAGCAUCAAUUCUUCGGCAAUCAGCCUUCUUUAUGGUCCAGCUCUCACUUCCAUACAUCACUAGCGGGGCCUCCGUAGACUGUGGUUAUUUGUGGGUGCCCUCAGCUCCUUCUUCCCUCUGGGAUCUGCAGAUGAUUUGAGGAAGGGACCAGGCUCUGGAUUUGACAGCAUCUCCUCCUCUAGUUUCUCCCCCCAAAUCUUCUGCAGGAGCCAGAGGACCAAGGAGAGUUUUUGCAAUCUGUGUUGAUCUUGGGGAAGAGGUUUUUGCGCUUCUCGCAUUGGGGAAGGUGGGUCAUUCAGAUCAGAGGCAAGAGCAUUUGUAUUGUAUACAGAAGGAUUUAGGUUCCCAGUCUGGCUUCCUCGGGAAGGACAUGGAAAUAUUUAUAUCUGAAACGCCUAACUGGUUAGAUUCUGAUGCAGCCUGAGGCGUUGUUAGGAGAGGAAGAGGUGAAGUUGGAAUGUGAGCAUGAAAGGCAAGAAUUUGUCACUGCUGCUUUAUUUUGCGGUGGUGCCUAAUGAAUAUGAGUAUCUGCUGCAAAAGGCUAAUGGGCACAGAUACAUCUGUCAUCUCUUGCCCUUUUACUUACUAAAGAAUAGUUUGGUCUGACCCCUUAGCUCAGAUUGAGCAGUUGUGAAAUGGAGUGGUGGUUUGCUAAUUGUGGAGUGUGUUUAGUAAAUAGUUCACUCAGCUUCACCUAUGAGCAACCACAAAACAAAUGAUCGCAUCUGUUUAACAGAGGCCUUGGAAAAUGAAACAUAUUGGCCCCCUCAAGGUUAACUAUCUAUCUACUAACUGCAAAUAUAGAUUAUAUUUCCUAUCUGUUUUCAAGUUAAUCUGGUCUGGCUUUAAAGCUCAGUAGAAAGACUUUUCUCCAAAAGUGGUUUUGUUCACUUCUACAUGUGGGCAGCUGCGACACUGCAUGAUGGGUUAUUUUGAGAAUUCACCAGUUAUAUAACAUCUUUCUUAAAAGUAAAAAUGUAUAUGAUAUUCUGAAAAUUCUACACAUUUAGCUACUCAUGAGGCGUUUCAGUUUUGAAUAAAUUUCCCUAAUGUAGAUUUAAUUAGCUUCAGAAACGUAUGGAACAUACAUGGACACACUACUGGGACAGGGUAAUUAUACUGAAUAAAGCGGUGAGUAAGCCAUACAUAGUUGUGUCAAGGCUAAACACCAUAAAUAUGGAUCACACAUGUUCCUGGGAUAUUCAAAGUUUACAAAGUUUCUCUCAAAAUGAGGAAACCCUAAACUCUGAUAAGGAAUGUCAGAGUUGUUUGCUAUCUCACUUUUGGGUGCUGCUGUUGAAUGUUUGUAUUUCUUUUCCUUGCUGCCUAUAUAUGGAUAAAGAUUUCGAUAGGAAAAGGUAAGUUAUACAUUGUUGCAUUUUGAAAGCUUAAAUUUGUUUUGGUCAUGGGAAAAGACAUUUCAAUAGAGUAGGAAGUCAGCACAAUGGCCUAAGAAAGUAAUAUAUGGUCCAUGAUAAUAGCUGUAUGAAUUAAAGGUGGGGACAGACAAGAACAGCUGCAGAUACGACUAUCUCCUUAAGCAUGAGGCAAGGGCAGGGAGGGAGGGAGGUGGAAGAGAGACAUUCAGGAGGUCUUCCAUUUUCCCUCUGCAGGCUUAUCUUUGUAAUUGUCUGUGGCCUUGAUUCUUUUAGGUGGAUUAAAAAAUAACAAGGCUUUUUAUUUUAAAAAAAUAAUUAUAAACAGCUUGGCCAAAAUUAAACCAGGAUAUAAUCGUGUUAAAUCUACAAAUUUUAACAGAUCAUAAUGUUAAAAGUUGCAUCUCAAUAUAAAGAAUUAGCAGGGAGUGCUCAGAGCUGCCCUCUUGCCAAGUUUGGCAACAAUACCAAUGCUAAAAAAUGGGUUAAGUCACACCAAAGUCAUGUUUUGGUUCUCCAUCUUGAUUCAAGAUGGUGGCCAGUAUCCAAACGUCAGUGAAGAGUGCUGCCCACACCUCGGGGACCCUUGUUCCAAGUUUGGAGAUGAUAUCUUGAGAUGCAUCCAAACUUAUAGAGAACAAAUGGACAAACCCCUUUCCAAAAUAUAUAGUAGAUGAAGUAUGGGAGAAUUUAUUUUUAGAUCAAAAAUAAGUAUGGCAUGCCAAGUCCUAUAAGUGGUGAUAAGGGUUUGAUGUGAGAUGGGAUGGGAGCAGGAACUAGAAAUUGGCUUGGACUCCUUGGCUCCAGGAGAUGCCACCUUAUAUCACUUGGAGGAUCAUACAUUAUGUCCAUCAGAUUAAUUUUGUUUACUCAUACUUUUACGACUUCUAUCUGCUUAUGCUGUGUUACUUGCUCUCAAAGCAAACAAGAACAUUUUCAUUUCACAUGAACAUAAACUGCUCUGCCCAGUUCAGUUCCUGCCCUUGUUUUUGGCAGGUUUUGAGCCCUUAAUUGGCUCUACACUGGCAGAACACCUGUGUAAAAUACGUGCUCGGCAAUGAGCAAAAGUUUUGAGUUUCCUUUUUAGGGUGGAGGCAUGGGAGCAAGACAUGAGAGUCUUCCAAUAAAAAGGUAGGGAAGGAGUAAGCAGCAAUAGGGGAAAUGUCCUUCCUAGGUGAUGUCUCUUACAUAGCUGUAAAUUAACAUGCUUUGGUGGACAAUCAGUACUCUUAAGAGGGUGCUGGAGUUUUCAGGUCUUUCAACCAUUGAAGGGAAUGCUGUGCAGAAGUGUUUGAAAAUAAAGACCUGUUCAUGUGCUAGACCUUGUUGUGAAGAGGGCAACCUCACCUGGCCAUGCCCUCAAUAUUGUGCCCCUUGUUGGGGAUCCCAGUUGCAUACAUGUGUAAAGGUCAGACAGAGGGGUAGGCCUGGGUGGGUGUAGGAGAUUGGUUCACAGUAUUCGCCAUUGUGCAUUCCAAUUUCAAAGACAGCAAACUCCAUUAAGGAAAGAUGUUCAGUUGCUGAUAUCCUCAACUUUUUGUAUUGAAUCUCCAAAAUUUGCAUGCUAUCUACAGUGGGUUUGAGGGAGGAGUAAGAACAAUGUAUUUUGCCCUAAACAUAUUGGAGAAAAAGCCAGAUCCUGAAAUGGUGGUGGUGUUCUCUGUUCAAAGUUCUUGAGUUGGGGAGGUGAAGAGACAGCCUGUUCUGGACUGGGUUGCACUCCUCCGAAAGGUAGCUUGGUGCUCUUGAACACAAUACUGUCUCUGGAGGUUCAGGUUUACAGAAUCAUAGAAUUGUAGAGUUGGAAGGGUCCCUGAGGAUCAUAUAGUCAAACCCCCUGCAGUGCAGAAUUAUGCAGCCAGCCCAUACACAGAUUGAACUUGCAACCUUGGCAUUAUCACCACUACAUUCUAACCCAGGCAUAGGCAAAGUCGGCCCUCCAGAUGUUUUGGGACUACAACUCCCAUCAUCCCUAGCUAACAGGACUCAGUGGUCAGGGAUGAUGGGAGUUGUAGUCCCAAAACAUCUGUAGGGCCGACUUUGCCUAUGCCUGCUCUAACCAACUGAGUGAUCCAGGCUGAAGUACACAAACUCUAGUGGUGAGUUGUUAAAGUUUCGAGAUUACUUACCUCACACAGAGCUCUUCCACUUGGUCAAAAAAGAACCCUACCUGUGGAGACAAGGCUUUUGGCUCAAAGACAUAGUCUGUACAUGCUCUCUGCUAUUCAGCAAUUAUGUGACUAGAAAACCGUUAGUUAAGAAACCUGUUUAUGUGAAUUGGUCUAAGAUAUAGUAUUGUUAGAAGCUAAUUUCUUUCUUUCUUUCUUCACCCACAGGUGCUUGAUUCUUCAACUCUUAGUUUUAGUACUCGAGUCAAAUGGUUUGCUAUCUGCUUUGCAAGUGGCAUUGUGUGUUCCAUUCUUGUAAGUAAAAACUUUGUAGAACAUAUGAAAAGCAACCUGGUUUCUUGGAUCUCUGCUUAUACUUCUUUUUAUUUUCUGUUCUUGAACAAAAGAUGCGUAAAACUUCCUUGGGCAAGCAAUAGUAAAUCUUGAUGGUCAGAAAGUGGUAUAGCUCUCAUGGCACUGUCUUGAUUUCAUUCUGAAAUGAGAUUGUAUAAUAGACUUCACCUCAAAAUCCCCUUGUCCCUUUAAUGCUGUUAUAGCAGUACAGUAUAUGCAUUUGAGACUAGCCACCUAGUCUCAAAUGCAUAUACAUGAAAUUUCUACGUGCAGGGAGGUUUUUUUAAAUAUAUGUGAGAAAGCCAUUCAAACAUGGCGCUCCUUGUAAGGGUUGUGCAUGACAGGGUAUAUAUAUGUUCAUAUACUGCUGUUCACUUGCAUUUAUUAAUCACAUUUACCUGUAAACAUGAGCUCAGACCAAUUUCAGAUCUAACUCUUAAAAUCAGUUGAGCAGUGACGGUGACAAUUAAAAUUAUAUUUAAUUCAUUUAUAUGCCACUUAUAUGCCAAAAUGUCUUUACAAUUAAUAAAAAUAUCAGCAUGAAUAUUUAAAAAUAUUCAACCAUUUUUCAUAAGCUGUCAGGGAAAGCCUUCAGAACUUAAAGCAAGCAUAGAACGGAAACUAUAGAAGGAGAUGGCCGUUCCCUGUCAGAGAUCUGCCAGAUACAGUCUGGGUGUUCACACAGAAAAAGGGCUGCUUCACAUCGUGGCUGUUCUCUAUUUUGUAAACGAGGGCAAGCAGGACAAGGUUUCAUUCUUGGAUCAUAAAGAAUGGGGAGGCAUUUAUCUCACGGCCUGAAAUUAAACAAGACUAGCCACAUCAUUUUUACCAUUCUGAAUGUAAGGUCCCUUGUAAGAUCUAGGUUUCCUGGUGGCCUUAUAUUGAGAGACAACAUGUACUGGGAAGUAUUGUUGAUUUGAAAUAUUAUUUCAAAUAAUUCGUUUCUUACAGUCAGGAAGAUGUGAUUUACUGAAAUGGCUUAAAUUUGGGCUUCUGCCUUUUUAGUUGUACUUUGUAAGAAGAGUAAUUGUAUAAAUUGGUAGAUAAACUGAUUGACUCAUACAUGCAUUUCUAUUAAUUCCAGAUAUUUAAGUCUGUCACAGUUAAACACUUAGAGGCAGUUAAUUAACAUCAGUAUAUCUAGUUGCCAGCAGAGGGUAAUAUUAGAAUGUGCUAGAUGUUUGCUGCUGUGUUGAUUUUGCGUUAGUAUAAUAUUUAAUACCUUACCACUCUGACAUCACCACGCUUCUAAAGUUCGCAACUGGGCUUAUUUUGUAUAGGGGACAGCAAUGCUUUGGCUCCCAGGCGCUGGCACAAAACUCUUCGCAGUGUUCUAUACCUUAGGAAAUAUUGCUGCAUUAGCCAGGUAUGGACAGAUUUAUUUAUUUAAAAGUUUUAAUGAGAUGUGUAAUUUUAAACUUCAUUUGGAGAGAACUGCAAACCGAGAAAAACAUUGUAUAUGGUACUUUUAAAAGAAAGGACAUAAUAAAAAUUGAAUCUCUUUGUAAAAUGAAAACUGCCUUCCUGUGUUGCUGUCUGUUUAUGUGUAUUUGAUGUGAGACCUUAAAAAAAAAAAGAGGAUGCAUCUUAUCAGAAAAUACUGAUAUUUCACAAAAGAAACUGGGGCACACCUGCCUAUCUGAGUAGAUGACUAGUAUGCACACCACCCUUGUAAAUAACCCCACAAAAAUUACUAGCUUGCCAAAUAAGUUGCUAGUUUGCAGGGGACUGGUAGCCUAAGGAUCUAGACCUCUGCCCUCCUUCCAGCAGAUGGCUCCAUUUCUAUGCUUUUACUAAGGAAGUUUCCCUCUUAUAGGAGCCAUGGGACAAAGGGCUCCAUCCCCUCCUCACCAACCCCCCCACUCACCAGCAUGCAGUUCCUUGUUGCGUGUGGCUACCAGGCAAUCAUUUACAUGCAAAACUGAUUACAUACACAUUUUUCCAUGUACUUACAUCUUCUUCAAGAUUAAGUUGUUUGCUCCACCACCAAUUUUGUCUGUCAAGAACUUCAAUUCUGAAGUUUUGCGCUGCAAAAAGUCUACUCCUGUUCUUUCUCUGCUUUGUCCCAGUAAAACAUGGGGGGGUGUCUCUUUCCAGUAUCCUUGGGAAAGAUCAUUAAAUCCAUCUGGAUAUUCUAGGAGUAAUUAAUCACAGGGCUACUUGCUGGUAUUGCAGACAUACUUCUUAAAAAUUAGACAACAUCCUUAUGCUUUAAAGCAAUGUUUUUAUCUAUAACACUGUACCCUUUUUUUUUGGUCUGCUAAUAUGACUUGCAUCCGAACUUUUGGCAGUUUUUUAGAACUGGGUUAAAACUUGUAACUCUGUAAUGCUCGAGUAAUUUAAAACUGUGGUGAUUUUAAGGAACAAGUAGAGUGCCAGUGCCACAAGGAGGCAGCUGCUUCAUGAAAUUCACAAACUAGCUGGAUUGCAAGGUCUUCCUAUAUUCUCAAUGUAAAUCAGUUCUCUCAUUAUGCUUUCAACACUAAUAGAGGGGUAUGGGAUUUAAACUAUAAACAUUGCCGUUCAACAAACACACAUGCUUCUUUGGUUCAGUUAAUGGCAGGCAUGCUUAUUGUUUAAUUUCUUGCAAACCAGUACUUGCUUCUUGAUGGGCCCUGUGAAACAACUGAAAAAGAUGUUUGAACCAACAAGAUUAAUUGUGACAAUUGUUAUGCUGGUAAGCUACAUCUUUUCUGUAUUUGAAAAUAAUGAAGCGUAAUGUUGAGUUUCCCUGAGGGUAUUCUGGCAGAGUCGGUAUUUAAAUUAGAACUUCAUAACGUCACUGAGAUGUUCCCUCCCUCCCCCCCAAAAUUGUGUUAUGUAUAACAUAUCUGUUUUUAGGAGGAGUCAGAAAAUGAUAUGAUACAAGCAGACAAUUGAAGAUUGUGUUCAAUUUUAUCAAACUAAUUUUGUCAGCAGAAUAGGUAAUUCAGGUUAGGUUAUGACUGUGUUGUGAGCUUACAUAAUGCUUCGGUGGUAUCUUUUGAUUUUAAAAUGAGAAAAUGGAGGGAAUGGGUACAUAGUGCUUCUGGAAAGAUACUAAAUAAAACAUUGAAACUGCCAAGAAUGCACUAACUUUGGUAGAUUUUCUACAUUCCAGAGUUUUAGUGGGAGAAUAUUGCAUAAUUAUGUAUUGCUUAAGUAUAUACUGAUAUGAUUCUCCUUUUCUCCAGUUGUGUUUUAUCUGUACCCUAUGUGCUGUGUUCUGGGUAAGUAAUAUUGUCUUCAUGCCAACCUUUCUGGGUGUAUUGGCACAUUUGGAAUUUUGAAAGUGCACCACCUCCUCUGUUUGUUCUUCUUCACCCUCCCUUGGUUUAUUCCCCUCGCAACAAAAAGUGUAGUACACACACUUUGUGUUUCCAAGGGGUUUGGGUAAAAGUUUGAUCUAGUGGAGUUAAAACGAACCUCAUGAAUUUGCAUGGGUUCUCCAAAAUCCUAUCAAAUUAAGCUUAUAUUGGUAGACUACACAAUAAAAAUUGCAAAUCUGAUAUUUGCCAGCACCACGGAAACAUUGAUCCAAUGCAGAAAAAACUUCAUAAUUUUAAUUGGAUGACAACGAAACUACCAAUGAAAGACAUAAAGCUUUUGUAGACACACAGGGAAAAAAGGAAAUUUCUCAAGAGCACCAUUACAUCCAGGGGUGCCAUACUGGUGACCUCUUACCAGAUUUAAUGUGUCAUCAGCAUAAAUUAGUUUAAUGUUGAAAUCUGGGUCUGUAGGCUUUGCUGUGUCUAACUGAAGUUUGAAAGGUCCUUGGAUUUAGGGCUUGUGUAACCAGGCACCUGCAAAUUCAGCCCUCCAUAUGUUGUGAGACUACAAUUCCCAUCAUCCCUGACCACUGGUCCUGUUAGCUAGGGAUGAUGGGAGUUGUAGUCCCAAAACAGCUGGAGAGCCGAGUUUGGGGAUGCCUGCUCUGACUCUCCAGACAUGUCAGACUAUGAUUCCCAUCACACCUAACCAUUGUCCAUGCUUGGUGGGGAUAAUGGGAGUUGGAGUCCAACAAUAUCCAGAAAACCGUAUGUCUCCCACUGCUGCUCUUAGUGUUUUUACUACUGAUGUAAUCCUGGCCACGUAGUGUUUACUUUCAUUUUUUAAUAAAAACAUCUAGUUAACAUAAAAUUUUAUAUGGGGUAAGCCAGUCUAGUGAAAAUAUUUGCAUAUUUAAUACUGCACUCCUAUAUAAGCUUGCUUGGGAAUAAGUCCCAUUGGCUGUGGCAAAAGUUAAAGGUAAAGGUACCCCUGCCCGUACGGGCCAGUCGUGUCCGACUCUAGGGUUGUGCGCCCAUCUCACUUAAGAGGCCGGGGGCCAGUGCUGUCUGGAGACACUUCCGGGUCACGUGGCCAGCAUGACGAAGCUGCUCUGGCGAGCCAGCACCAGCGCAGCACACGGAAACGCCGUUUACCUUCCCGCUAUAAAGCGGUACCUGUUUAUCUACUUGCACUUAGGUGUGCUUUCGAACUGCUAGGUGGGCAGGAGCUGGGACCGAACGACGGGAGCUCACCCUGCCGCGGGGAUUCGAACCACCGACCAUGCGAUCGGCAAGCCCUAGGCACUGAGGUUUUACCCACAGCGCCACCCGUGUCCCUACUUGCCAAAAGUUAAUUCCUAAUAAAUAUGCAUACUUUGGGUUAUGCCCUCUAAUGGAAGUGUAUAGCAAUGCAUUUUGUUCAAGUGUUUUAAUCAGGGUUAAUUUGCCAUUGGAGCUUCUUGAGACUCAUUUUAAAUUUAUUGAUUUUAAAAACAGUGUCAACAAGCUCACCAUAUGUUCCUUAUCUCUUUCUCUCUAGUGGGGCAAGAAAGGGCUAGCUCUGCUCUUCUGCAUUCUGCAGUUCUUGGCAAUGACCUGGUAAGUCAUUAUAAACAUUUUUAACACUACUGUCAUAUAAAACUCAGCAUGUAAGUACGGUAUGUUAUCUUGCAAGCUGUGCAAUGUGAUAUUGCUGUCUUGAUCCGUAGCCUUUUAAAAAAGUAUCUCCUCUGCUUCAGAACUUACUGCAGGUAUAUAAAAAAAAGCAGAAUUGAUUUAUCUCCCACCUGUUGCUUGGAUUUUGAGGUCUGAGUAGGGCUAUAGGAAUAAAUAUGUAUGUGUGCAUAUUAGUAGUUUUUUAACUGUGUUCUUGUGAGCUUUGAGAUUUCUGUGAAAGUUACCAGAAGCUCCCCAAUGAGAUCAGGAAUAAUGAAAGCAAAAGCAGGGAAGUCCAUUUUUUUGUAGGCAUAUACCAUUGGAGGUCAUCCAGUAUUAGAUGGGGGGAAAUAGAUUCCAAAUUGUUUUUUCUGUAAGAGUUUUCUAAAUUUAAAUUUAUUAAACUGCAUGUAGGGGCAAAGAUAGUGUCCUAUUUUAUUAUAGCCUUGUUUAGUACUAGCCUGGUAGCCAUGGGCAGCAAGGUAUUUCAUGCAGGUGAAUGAGUGCAUUAGUGCAAGGAGGACACUGUGUUCCAUCCUACCUCCAUCAGACCCUAGCAAGCUAGUCACUUGUGCUUAUUUUCAAGGCUGUUUUUGCUUCCUCUUGGACUACUUCGGUUCUGUGGCACUUGCAUAAGGCCAGCUUGUGUACCAUCUUGCAGGAGGCCGUGUAAUUUGCUUGCAACAAAAUCUGAAAUGGAGAGUGGAUUCAGGAAUGCCUUGGCAGUACACCUAGUUCUUUCAAAAGCCCUCUUAUUCUAAACUUACGUAUAAUCUGAAUAGGUAAUCUAAAGGACUUAUUGCAACAGGUUGACAUUGUAGAAGGUGGAGUAAAGCAGGAAGAGUGAGCUAAUGUUAACUUUUCCUCUUUCUCUUUCAGGUAUAGUCUGUCGUAUAUCCCUUAUGCACGGUGAGUCAGCUUGCUCUUUUGCCCUGCAAAAAUAAGAGCCUGUAUAGUUAUCUUGCAGCUUUUAAAAACUGUUCUUGUGAGAAACUAUUCUUCAGAUUUUUUUUCUAUGUAAUCGUAUCUAGCACAUCUUACAUCACUAAAUAUUUUACAAUUGCUAUCAAAAAGCAAAUUUCCUGUUACACUCAACUUAACCUUGUACUGUGCAUCUUCUAACGAAGUUGAGCUUCUAAUAUUCCCUUCCUUAAAGGGCAGAGGAUUGUUUUGAAAGCAACACACUAGUUCUUGUGAUGCCUAGUUGACAACCUGCCACCAAAGAACAGCUAAUUGUGUGCGCUCUGUCUUGAUACAUGCUUACUUGAAAGUAAGUUCUGUUAAAUUCAGUGGCGUUUAUUCCUAUGAAAGCAUAUUGCUCAUCAUGAUAUACUGCUCAAAAUAAAACAGGGACAGUUUCAUGUAAGAAUGUAUUUACUGAAAGCAUAUUGAGGAAGAUGAUUCCUUUCUCAGACCAUCAGUAACUAAGUAGCCUGGUUCACACAACAUGGUAAGUCAAACUAUAACUUGCUGGGACCAUGUGAACUCCUGGAGAAAUGCUCACAGGUGUUUUAUCUCCUCCCUGGUCCUUUUUAGCUUUGCAUUGAACUAAGCUAAAGUUUGGCUUAGCAUGCUGUCCAAAACUAGAUUUGUGGUUAAGGCAUUUCUUUAAUGACCACGAGAUGUAGUCAGGGUUUGAUUGUGUCAUACAAACCAGAUUUGUAUCUGAUUUCCUGGAGUUCAUUUGGUAACUAGAUGUUGUUAUCACAAUUGUUGUGAGUGUUAUGAUAAUACAUGUGGUUGAUAAAAUUAACAUGCAGUAUAGGCAUACAAAACAUGGUGAAAUUAUCUUUUUUUCUUUUCUUUUAAAGGGAUGCAGUGAUAAAAUGUUUCACGUCCUGCCUAGGUUAAAGUGAACUGAGAAGAAAUCUGCAAUAUUUUUGGAAGCCAACUACAUUUCUCCCAAGUUUACUUGGAUUUUUUCAGCGCCUGAAAUGGUGAAAUCCACCUUCCACAAUAGAUUAAAUUGUGUUAGCAAAAUAAUCUUUUAAAACACACAACACUGGCACAUCAGGAAACCUUUAAAUAUUUGUUCUUAAAAUAUUUGGUAAUGUCGGAGUCUUAAAACUGUUGCAUCAGGUUUAGCUAACAUAGUUUAAUCUCAAAACUAGAUCAAAGUAGUCUUUGGAUUUCAGGUAAAAGGCAUGUAAAUACUUUUGUCUAAAAUUUGCUAUUUACCGUACCAUUUGUGCAUUAUUGUUACAUGCUUUUCCCAAAGAAUUUUAAAAUUAUUGUAAAAUGAAGUAUUUGCCAAAUUUAUAGCUAAUGGGGCUUUUUUUGAAAAGUUAAAGUAUGUGUUAGCCUGGAAAGACUGUAAAUGUGUAAGGCUGUUUUAAAUGCUUGAACUUCUUGUUAAGCUUAUAUUUUAAAUGCCAACUUUUUGUACUGUGAUACAUAAAAUACACUUGACUAAAAGUAAUAUAUUAAAUCAUUGACUACAAAAUAAAUAUACUUUAAAAAUAUGCACUCUUGAAUUGAAGAUCUACCUGUUUUGUAGAAUAAUUUCACUUGGAUAUUACUGGGUUGGUUCACAUCCCAUGCCAAACCAUUAUAUAGUAGAUCCUUGGGCUCAUGCAUUCCCUUCACACAUUCAGUUACGUACUUCCUGUUUACUUCUUCUUCUUCUUUGGUGAUCACUCGUAGCUGGGUAAGAUUGUCUUCCAUUAACAUGGUCUUAACAGUGAGUACGCUGUAGUUUGCAGGGGACUGAAUGUGUAACAUGUUAUGGAAGUGGAGAACACAGUUGAUAGAUGAAGGAUAUAGACAGAUGCACACGGAGGGUAUAUAAACAUUGCUGCAAAUGUGUAUUGUGUACUGCUUAAAGUCAGGAAACGUAAGUCAUAUGUAGGAUUUAUUUGAAUAAAGUAUUAAAGAUGGAUUGUGGUG